AUGACGGGGAGUGAGUUUAAUUCUUUGUCUGGGUCUGGGGGAGGAGGUGCGCACUCUGUGCCGACUGGUUUGGUUGUGGAUAACAGUGAUUGGGAUACCACUUCCACAGGGCUUGAGGGACCUUUUCAGGACGGUGGUGGUGGUGGUGUUGGGUAUUCGAAUCACCCUCAUCCAUUUCUCACCGCGGCGUAUACUCCCUUCCUUACCGAGAACAGCGCGGCAAACGCUGCGGCGCGGGGGUUUGAAACACAACCGCAGCAGCAGCGGUUUAGCACGCAAAUGCUUUCAUACAACACGACGGCGGCGGGAAAAUUCGUUUCGAAGCCCGCACCACCACCGCCGCCACCAUCACUGUCGUCGGCGUCGGGAUUUCAACUUUCCCAGGCGCAGGGGAACGAGUACUGGACUUCAAUGUCUGCCAUCACGACGACGACAGGGGGGGAUCAAAUUAUUAAUAACUGGAAAAUGGAUUAUAAUAACAGCAAUAACGGCUUAUCAGAUUUUGGUCGCCAAUGCACGUAUGACGAGUUCAUCCCUCUACCUCUGCAGACGGGGGUAGGGAGGCCAUCUUCUUUCGGACUGGGCGAGGAUGGUCAGUCACCUGAGACGCUGCAUUUCAGCCCAAACGAUGAGGGACAGGGAGGAUACGGUGAGAAAAUCUGGGGGGAUGCACUGAAAUGUCAUGGGCAGAACUUACCUUCGCACCACGGACUACCGUAUACGUUUUUCGACGACAGCAGCACCGCGAAUAUUCCCUCCGCUGGCGCCUUCCCGCCUUGGACGGAUACACCGGGCUUAGACACCAUAGCACCCAAGGCCCUCACACUAAGCUCAUCAUCCAUUUCCUUCUCCGGAUCCUCGAGCUCAGACUGUGGAUCCCUAGACUCGGUAUCAACGCACGACGGACCCUUCCACUCCACCACCGAGAUCCAAAGCAUUCAAGAGGUCUUAAAACAGGAGGCAAACCAAGAGGUGACAGUGAGGCAUAAAUUACCCACAAGGCCCCUGAGGCAGUACGUCACCAUCGCUCCCAGCCUCGAACGAACCAGACAGGUAGUUUCGACGAGGGCGACUACUUCCAAGGAGACCAAGGCCUCCCGCCCCUCCCCCGCACCCCCCCUCAACCCCCCCGCCCCGACCCCACACCCCCAAACCCGGAGCACCAAAGACGCCUUCCUCAUCACCUCCAAACGAGCCGGGAUGUCCUACCGCGCAAUCCGCCAAGCCGGUAACUUCAGCGAAGCCGAAUCCACCCUUCGCGGUCGCUACCGCACGCUGACGAAGCAGAAGGAGGAGAGGGUCAGGAAGCCGGAGUGGACGGAGGGGGAUGUGAGAUUGUUGAGGGAGGGGGUGGAGAGGUUUAGCUGCGGGAAGGGGAGAGGGAGGGGGAGGGGGAAGACGCCGUGGAAGAGGGUGGCGGAGUUUAUUGAGGGGAAUGGGGGGAGUUAUCGGUUUGGGAAUGCUACUUGUAGGAAGAUGUGGGAUCGGUUGGGGGGGGAAGAGGAGGGUUACGUCGAUACCAGCCUUGUUGGAUCUAGCCACUUAGAUAAAGCCGCCAUCACCAACGCAUCUGGUGAAGCCAUUUGGGCUAUCACACCCGGAUCCAACAAGCCGAGCUGCAGAAGAUUGCCGCAGCCCUUUGAGGCGGCGAGGCAGCAGACAAGGCGUGCGCUGAGGGAAUUUACGUCGCCGGCGAGCGAUUCGAUGUUUCCAAGGCCGAUGGACGUUUUUAUGGACGAAAAGUAG
This is a messenger RNA of Pseudogymnoascus verrucosus, 1746 nucleotides long. RefSeq lists its product as uncharacterized. Bases 1 to 1746 code for a protein of 581 amino acids. The transcript is spliced from 6 exons. The record is from RefSeq and is a predicted model, not a curated record. NCBI's taxonomy places the organism in Eukaryota, Fungi, Ascomycota, Leotiomycetes, Thelebolales, Thelebolaceae.